Molecule: messenger RNA, 1109 nt
Organism: Periophthalmus magnuspinnatus
Lineage: Eukaryota; Metazoa; Chordata; Actinopteri; Gobiiformes; Gobiidae
Product: C-factor-like
Exons: 6
Coding region: 16-900 (294 amino acids)
Source: RefSeq, a predicted model, not a curated record
UAAACAGAGCGUAAAAUGACCUGGUGGGACUGUGGGAGUCUACAGAGGCCUGUUCAGUGGAGGAAACACCGGGCUCAGACAGGUUCACAGAAGAGACAUCAGGCUUACACAGACCAAAACUGUGUGGAGGAGAUGGCUGACUACAGUGUACUGAUCACAGGAGCCAACAGAGGCAUCGGUCUGGAGCUGGUACGACAGAUCACAGAGACUCAGAAGCCACUCAGUAAAGUGUUUGCCUGCUGCAGAGACCCCGAUGGACCCAAGGCUCAGGCGCUGAAGGCUCUGGCAGAGAAACACCCUGACGUCAUCAUGGUGAUCAGAAUGGACGUAGCAGACCCAAAGAGCAUCCAGCAGGCGGCGCUGCAAGUGGGUUCUGUGGUUGGAAAGAGUGGAGUGAACGUGGUCAUAAACAACGCAGCGCUGGCGUUCUAUGGCUCUCUGUCGGAGAGCACCACAGAGCAGAUGACUAGCACGUUCAACACAAAUGUGAUCGGGCCCAUGGUUGUCAUUCAGGAGUUCCUACCACAUCUCCGUGCUGCAGCAAAGGUUCAUGGGAAACCAGGCAUGUCCUGUCGCAAAGCUGCAGUGAUCAAUGUCUCCACCUUGGGGAGCUCCAUCGAACUGGCCAAAGAGCAGUACGUCCAAUUCAAACUGCUGCCAUAUCGAACAAGUAAGGCAGCGCUGAACAUGCUGUCUGUGUGCGCAUCUGUGGACCUGCAGAAGGAUGAGGUGCUCUGCGUUUUGCUGCACCCAGGAUGGGUGCGCACAGAUAUGGGCGGGCCUAAUGCGGAGUUAGACGUCCAGGAGAGUGUGCAGGGAAUGCUGAAGGUGAUGGAGUCCAUGAGUGAAAAGCACACUGGAGCUCUGCUGGACUACUGCGGUCACACCAUCCCUUGGUGACCCCCAACAACACCAGCUCUAACCCCCUAAAAACACCAGCCCUGACCCCUGAAGACAUCAGCCCUGAUCUCAUCUUUAGUGACCCAAACAGCCCUGCUCUCUAGAGACCUCCACAGAUGAGAUGACGCAGAGGAAUAAAACACUGUAACCUCGCUCGUCCCACAGUCCUUGUGGUUGGCUUUCUGACCCUUAUACAGUUAUAAAUCCUU